Neomonachus schauinslandi (Hawaiian monk seal) is the source of this 2463-nucleotide messenger RNA. It is a transcript of the gene SNAPC1, whose product is annotated as small nuclear RNA activating complex polypeptide 1. The record is from RefSeq and is a predicted model, not a curated record. The transcript is spliced from 10 exons. Gene Ontology annotation, molecular function: sequence-specific DNA binding. Gene Ontology annotation, cellular component: snRNA-activating protein complex. Lineage: Eukaryota; Metazoa; Chordata; Mammalia; Carnivora; Phocidae. The coding region runs from base 97 to 1233 and encodes 378 amino acids. Gene Ontology annotation, biological process: snRNA transcription by RNA polymerase III; snRNA transcription by RNA polymerase II.
GCAAGUGCGUCGCGUGUAGGGGGUGGAAGGUCGGGCCCUGGUUUCCUCGGCGACGGCGGCGGGCUGGUUGGCGCGUUUUGUGUGGGCUUUGCAGGCAUGGGGACUCCUCCAGGCCUGCAGACUGACUGCGAGGCGCUGCUCAGCCGCUUCCAGGAGACGGAUAGUGUGCGUUUCGAGGAUUUCACGGAGCUCUGGAGGAGUAUGAAGUUCGGGACCAUCUUCUGUGGUAGAAUGAGAAAUUUAGAAAAGAACAUGUUUACAAAAGAAGCACUGACUUUGGCUUGGCAAUAUUUUUUACCUCCAUACACCUUCCAGAUCAGAGUUGGUGCUUUGUAUCUGCUGUAUGGAUUAUAUAACACCCAACUGUGUCAGCCAAAACAAAAGAUUAGAGUUGCCCUGAAGGAUUGGGAUGAAGUUUUAAAAUUUCAGCAAGAUUUGAUAAAUGCGCAACAUUUUGAUGCAGCAUAUAUUUUUAGGAAACUACGACUAGACAAAGCAUUUCACUUUACAGCAAUGCCCAAAUUGCUAUCAUAUAGGAUGAAGAAGAAAAUUCAGCGAGCUCAAGUUACAGAAGAAUUUAAGGACCCGAAUGAUCGUGUAAUGAAACUUAUCACUUCUGAUGUAUUAGAGGAAAUGCUGAAUGUUCAUGAUCAUUAUCAGAACAUGAAACAUAUAAUUUCAGGCGAUAAAUCCAAUCCAGACAAAGCCCUCAGCUUGAUAAAGGAUGAUUUUUUUGACAAUAUUAAGAACAUAGUUUUGGAGCAUCAGCAGUGGCACAAAGACAGAAAGAAUCCGCCCUUAAAAUCAAAAGUUAAAGAUGGAGAAGAAAAGAGAGAAGGAAAUUCACAAGAAUCAGAGAGAUGUGAAAGGGCAGAAUCUUUAGCGAGAAUAAAAUCAAAGGCCUUUUCAGUUGUUGUUCAGGCAUCCAAGUCAAGAAGGCAUCGUCAAGUCAAACUUGACUCUUCUGACUCUGAUUCUGCAUCUGGUCAAGGACAAAUCAAAGCAACUAGGAAAAAAAGAAACAAAGAAACAUUGAAAUCAGCAGGAAGGAAGAUGUCUUCCAGAAACAGAGAUAACAUGCAGAAUGUACAUAAAGAAGAUAAAUCGUUAAGGCUGAGUAUGCCUGUAAUUACAGAAGAAGAAGAGGACAAUGAAAGUGUUAGUGAAACAGAGUUCACUGUGCCCAAGAGGAAAAGAAAAUGCAGAACAAAGAACCCGGUGAAGAAUUCUUAAUUUUGACAUCUCUGACAGAAGAAAAGAUUUAUAUUUUGUAUAUUGAACAGGAACACUGCCAGUAUUAAAAAUAAUUCUUCUGGGAAACUAUAGGUUAUUUCUCUGAAACGGCAAUAUCUUAACAUUGCUCUAGAUUUAUAAAGGAACAAAAAAUUAGAAAUAAGAAUUUACUUCAAGAAUUAAUUUUAACAUUUCCUUUUAUGAAAUCUGCAUAAAUGGAAAUAAAAUUUGGAUUUAGAAUGUAAUAGAAAUAAUCCUGUUAUUUGCAGGUUAUUGUUUCCUAUAACUUUUUGUGAUGUUAUACUUCUUACAGUUCUGAUAUUAGCUAUUUAAAAUACUUGUUCUUGAAGUAGUAAUGUUUAUUACAUGCAAGUGGCUAAUUACAUUUAUAGUAUGGUAAUGGAUUUGUUUAUGAUGUGUAUUAACUCUUUUAUAUAUUGUAUGGUUAAGUGCAAUACAGUUUUUGCCUUAUUUGCUUUAUUUUUGAACAUAUGAAACUUCAGUGGUCAGUAACUUACAUGACUGAUACUUAGGAAGCCCAGUUUCUACUUCUGCUAUCAAUUAAAUAGUCUUUGGUGCUUGUUUUAAAGCUCCCUUUGGCCUAACAUUUAUGUAUAUAUGUGUAUGUAUAGAUACAUGUAUGCAUGUGUCCAUAUGUAUACAUAUAUGAUUAGUUCAGUACAUUGUUUAACUACAACAUUUAAAUACUAAUUAUUUCUUUUUAAUUUUUUUUAAAGAUUUAUUUAUUUUUAGAGAGAGCGCGCAUGUGCACACGUGUGCGGCUGGUGGGGCAGAGGGAGAGGGUGGGAGAAUCCUCAAAAGUUGGCCACUUAACUGACUGAAUACCAAAUACCAAUUACUAAAUACUAAAUACACGCCUAACUACUAAAUACUAAUUAUUUCUAACAAAACCUUUAGGAGUGGUAAUGUAAAUUCCAGAAUGUGUCUAUGGUACAGAAUAGAUGAUACAGAAAAAGAUUUCUAAGCUUUGUGGAUGUGCCUCUGUUAAUUUCUCACUUAAGACAUUUAAAUGGAGAUCACUUAAGCCAUGUUGUUUGAAUUGCUGCCACUAGCAGACUAUCUCCACACCAUGUGGUUGGCUCAGCCUGUCUUACAGUUGAUUAUACUCCAGGUUGUUUUCCAGCAUUGUAUAUUCAGGAAUUUUGCAAAUGUCCUGUGAGUAAAAAUGUGUGAAAUCUGUAAUCUUUUAAAAUAAAAAUACUGAUGCUA